Nyctereutes procyonoides (raccoon dog) is the source of this 2631-nucleotide messenger RNA. RefSeq names its product basic proline-rich protein-like. Lineage: Eukaryota; Metazoa; Chordata; Mammalia; Carnivora; Canidae. The coding region runs from base 1 to 2631 and encodes 876 amino acids. The record is from RefSeq and is a predicted model, not a curated record. The transcript is spliced from 7 exons.
AUGGAGGCGGAUGGAGGAGGCCGAGGAGGAGGAGGCGGAGGCGGAUGGAGGACGGAGGCCGAGGAAGAGGCCGAGGAUGGAGGCGGCGGCGACGGAGGAGGAGGAGCGCCUCGCGGCAGCGCCCUGUGGGCCUCGCCGGGCGUGUGGGCCGGGCCGCCGCCGUGGGGCCGCCGCCGUGGGGCCGCCGGCGCCCGGUCCUGCCCUGGCGUGACCCCACGCACGGCCGCACGCCCACGGCGCCUCGUCAGCCUCGCCUCGGCCGGGCGGCGCCACUGGGGGUGCGGGGAGGCCAGGCCCAGCGGAGGCGGGGCCCGCGGCGCCCGGAGCGCGUGGCCACGGCCCGCAGGACGCGCCUGGGGGCUCCAGAGCCGCCCGCCCGGCCGCGGACCGGCAGGCCCCACGCUGCUUCGCGCCUGCCAGGCGCCCGCGUGCCGCGGCCGUUCCCCCGACAGCAGGGCCGAGCGCCCACGUGCCCUGCGCGCACCCACAGCGGCGGGAGCGGCGGCUGACGCCAGGGCCCCCGCGCUGCCGCCACGGUUCCGAAGGACGCCCGGGCCCGUCGCCCCCAGGGCUCUGCGGUGCGGGAAGCCGAGGCAGCGCCGCGGGGGGCCGCAGACCGCGGGGAGGCCGCGCCCUGGAAGCCUGGAGCGCCGUGGCCCCGGGUUCACGCUCCCGAGUGUUAGAAACGGCGGCCGCUGGCCACAGGCCCGCGGGAAUCCAAGGAAAUCCACGCUCUGCGCUCAAAUCCGGGUCCUGGGGGUCAGACGCCCCGAGCGACACAAGGCGAACGGCAGGGGACGGCGGCGCCCCUCCCCGCCAGGCACGGGCCCUGUGACCGCGGCCGGGGCAGGGCCCAGUCCUCCGCCCUCGCCCCCCUCGCUGCGGCACCGCGCCGAGCCUGUGGGCCCCCAGAGUGCCCCCGUCCCGCGCCCAGGUGUGGGGCGCUCCUCUGGGCCUACGCGGCCUCGCUGCGCCGCUCUGAGCGCUGAGUCCCACACGCACCCAAGGAAACGCUGGCUAAGCCGGGCGGCCCGGAGCAGCUGGGGCCCAGCGCCCUCACCGCCGGCCUCCCCCACACCCGACGGCUCUCUGCGCCUUCCCUGCUGUACCCAGGCGCUUCCAGAAGCCCCGUCCCCGAGUCCAAGCUCCAGUGGCUUCCAGGCGGAGGACAGGGCCAGACGUGGGGACUGCGAUGCUCCCAGGUCCAGACGAGGCCGCGGGCCACGCCCUGAGCCGCGUGAAGGUGCACGGAGAGCGACGCACGAAGAAACAAACGACGGGGCCGGGGAAGGGGGGGCUCGGCGCCGCCUUCAGCCCGGGCCUCCCGAGAAUGAAGUGCGCUUUGAUUUAGUCCCAUUUCACAGAAAAACAAUUCAAGGCAAAGGGAGCUGCCACCGGCCUUUCUGGUUCAGGAGGCGGCGGGCGGCAGGCAAGCUGUGUGGCCUUCCCCAGCCCCGGGCACCCUGGGGGAAGCUGUGCCCGCAGGGUGAGGCGGUGGAGGGGACCCCCGCGGGGACCGACCCCACGCAGUCUUGCACGGAUGCACGGCCUCGCCCCCUUCCCCGCACCCGCUCCUGUCCCGCCACGGCCCGGGCCCCCCAGGUUCCCAAGUCUCCAGGUGGCCGUGGACUCCGGGCUCCCCCAGGUCCCCAGGUGGUCGCGGGCCCCAGCCCCCUCCAAGUCCCCAGGUGGUCGCGGCUCCGCCCUCCCCCAGGUCCGCAGGUGUCCCCGGCCCCCCAGCCCUGCUGCGCCCCGCUCCCCUCCUCCACCCUCUUGCAGAAGCCUCCUGGGCCCGGAGGCCUGGGGGGGGGGCGCGGGGGGCGGGCCCGCGGGCAGCGAGAGGCGGGCAGGUCACUGCGCUGGGGCCGGGGCGUCGGGGACUCCGGAUUGGUUCACACGGGGCCGAGCUGGUCACCCAGCGCCCCGCACGCCGCGGGAUUCCGUGGAGGACCCACGGGCGACCCCAGGGAGGUCCCUCGGGCUGGGCUCCGGGACGGUCCCCCACCCCCGGAGGAGCGGUCGGCCGGGGCCCGGGAUGCGCUGCGCUCGGGGCCGCGGGGAGGACUGCGCCGCCGGGGUCCGGGGACGGGGACCGGGACGGGGACGGGGACGGUCCCGCCACAGCCCGGGGAGCCGCUCGGGGCCGAGAACUGCGCCGGGUUGAACGUAGUUUUUAUUCUGACCGCGAAAGGGCUCAAACAUCACCUGGGGACGGCGGCGGAGACGUGGGAGGGCGCGGGCGCGGGGCGCGGUGGCCUCCCCGCCUGCCCCUCGGCCUCAGCGGGCCGCUCGGCUUCGGCGGCUUCACUUCAGGCGGCUCCUGAGCGAGCCGGAGACAUGGGGUCGCUGGAGGCGCAGCUCCUCCGCCACCAGGUCCGGGUGCAGGCAGUGCAGGCUGCAGGAGGUGCAGGUGCAGGGGGUGCAGGUGCAGGUGCAGGGGGCGCAGCUCACAGGCCAGCGUCAGGGCGGUGGGAAGCAGAGGCGCGGCCUGCACCGGACAGCUGCCCUGGGGCUCCCCAGCCACGCUCUGGCGCCGAUCUAACACGAAAAUACUGUUCUGAGAACCGUAGCCUCACUCGGCUGCCGCGGAGCCCUGAUAAGAAAGAAAUAGUGGUGACCACGGAGGGCUAA